Messenger RNA from Prunus armeniaca (apricot), 432 nucleotides. The record is from the annotation of a GenBank genome assembly. NCBI's taxonomy places the organism in Eukaryota, Viridiplantae, Streptophyta, Magnoliopsida, Rosales, Rosaceae.
AUGAUGAGGGCAGGUAAUUGGAAGCCUAAUGUGGUUACUUUCGGCACAUUAAUAAUGGGCUUUUGCAUGAGGGGUAACAACUGUGCAGCUAUUCAAUUGCUCAGGAAGAUGGAGGAAAGGCCUUGCAAGCCUGACCUAGUUGCCUAUAGCACAAUCAUUGACAGUCUUUGUAAGGAUACACAAGUUGUUGAUGCAUUGAACCUUUUCUCAGAAAUGAUAAGCAAGGGUAUUGCCCCAAAUGUCAUUACCUAUAACUCUUUGAUGAAUGGAGUUUGCAAAUUAGGCGAGUGGAAAGAAGCUACAAGGUUGCUGAAUGAAACAGUCAGUAAAAAUAUCUUUCCAGAUGUGUUCACGUUCAAAGUCUUGGUAGACACACUUUGUAAGGAGGGGACGGUCGUGGAAGCCAAAGGUGUAGUUGAAAUGAUGAUUUAA